GUGGACAAUCGUUGCUUGACAUUUUAAAUUAAGAGAUAAUAAUACAAAGCUAUUCAGUUUGGUUUUGAGGCUGUUUGCGUGAUCAUCUCGACUUCACGUCCAAAUAUAAAACACUUUUGAAAAUAGUUUUCACGCAUCCUCGAAGCAAUUAUCAUGACGCGUUCAUUCUGGGCAUCGUGGAUUGCGCUGACCCUUCUUUCAUUUACGUUGAGUGUCGACGCGAAGUCAAAGAGAACUCCGCCGAAAUGCGAACUGCUGACGAUUGAACCUUGUAAAAACCUUGGCUAUAAUAUGACCACGAUGCCAAACCAUUUGGGACACGAUACUCAAUGGGAAGCUGGACAAAAAAUCGUCGAGUACAAACCGUUAAUGAGUGUAGGAUGCUCAGGGUUAAUUCGACACUUCAUAUGUUCAGCGUUCGCUCCGAUGUGUACUGAAGACGUGCCUUACCCUGUGUACGCUUGCCGUUCAAUGUGUGAAAGAUCUAAACGUGACUGUAUCGAUAUUUUAAAACAAUUUGGAUAUGGCUGGCCGGAGAAGUUUAAAUGCAGUGGCUUUCCUGUGUAUGGACAUAAAUCGGUGUGUAUGACUCCGGGCCCGAAAGGGAAGAAAAACUCUGGCAAGAAGAAUGGAACAAAAAGUAAACUCCCAAUAUUUUUCACGACAACACCGAAACCUGGAAGUAUUGAUAACACGAAGAAGAAAGUAAACUUAGGAACGACGUCAUCAACUGAAGCCGCAUUCAAAGGUCUACCUUUCAACACUAGCCGAAACCCUCGACGCAAAUCAGCGAAGUGUGUGAACAUUAAGAAGUUUGUUUAUGUGGAGCAAAAAGACGAAUGCGCAGCGCGCUGUGGAGCGAAUAUUUUAUUCACUAGCACAAACAAGAAAUUUGCCGAGGUAUGGUUGCUGAUUUGGUCCACAAUUUGCUUCGUAUCGACCAUGGUCACGGUGCUAACUUAUUUGAUCGAUAGAACUCGUUUCAAAUAUCCGGAGAGACCUAUCAUUUAUUUGGCGUUCUGUUACAACCUGUAUUCUGCUGCGUAUCUAAUUCGUUUGAUAGCGAAGCCCGAAGAGAUCUCGUGUAGCGCUGAUGGAGGAUAUUUAAUCAUAGAUGGCUUAAACACAGCCGGCUGUUCCAUCGUGUUCAUCCUUCUCUACUUUUUCGGUAUGGCAUCCUCGCUGUGGUGGGUUAUUUUGACGCUAACUUGGUUCCUAUCUGCAGCGUUGAAAUGGAGCCAGGAAGCAAUAGCCAAUAAAUCAGCGUAUUUCCAUGCUGUUGCCUGGGUCAUUCCAGCUAUACAAACCAUAGUUGCUUUAUCAACGAGAAAGGUAGACGCGGAUGAACUAACGGGGCUGUGUUAUAUCGGAAAUCAAAAUGUAGAAAACUUAGCUGGAUUUGUUUUAGCUCCGCUAUGUGUUUACUUGGUAAUCGGUACGACUUUCCUUCUGGCUGGUUUCAUCUCCUUAUUCCGCAUUCGUUCCGUUUUAAAAGACCGCGAUACGAAUACGCGAAAGUUGGAAAAAUUGAUGGUACGAAUCGGCGUGUUUUCGGUUCUUUAUACGCUACCUGCAACGGCAGUCAUUGCGUGUUUUGUCUACGAGUACUCAAAUAUGGAAUCAUGGCAAAGCGAUGUGAAGCGUCAUUGUGUUAAUGUGGCGACAGAUGAGUGCUCUAUCACCUCACGACCUAAAGAAGAAAUAUACAUGGUGCGACAUUUCAUGUCUCUUCCCUGUGGUGGGCAUUACCUCUGGUAUGUGGGUAUGGUCAUCAAAAACAUGCCAAUCUUGGCAAAUGUGUUACUACAGAAACUUUACUCAGAAAUACCCGAAGCGUCAACCUACAAAACAGCAACCUUUGCUGGUACAAAUGUCUGUUGAUAAACCGACGACAACAAUGACGCGACCGAUGCCCGAGUUUCCUGAACAUUGCGCAUCGUCAGAGCUCUCCCAUCCGUUAACAAACCUCAGUUGUCCUAC
This is a messenger RNA of Dendronephthya gigantea, 1980 nucleotides long. Its product is annotated as frizzled-9-like. Bases 154 to 1881 code for a protein of 575 amino acids. Gene Ontology annotation, biological process: canonical Wnt signaling pathway; non-canonical Wnt signaling pathway. The transcript has a single exon. Gene Ontology annotation, molecular function: Wnt receptor activity; Wnt-protein binding. Gene Ontology annotation, cellular component: plasma membrane. Lineage: Eukaryota; Metazoa; Cnidaria; Anthozoa; Malacalcyonacea; Nephtheidae. The record is from RefSeq and is a predicted model, not a curated record.